AUGCCCCGGGCGGCUACGGGGUCCAUCGCGGACUACUUGACAUCCUUACGACUUCCAAAAUUUGGGACGAUUGUCCGGAACAACGAGGGCAGAUACGAGUAUGGUCCCUUGUCAGGAAUCGGCCGUCCGUUCGACACCGCAACCCCAUUCUUCGAGGCGUGGGCCGACAGCGUCAAGAUUAAGCAGGAUAAAGAGACAAUCACACGCAUGAUGCAGAGAGGUCCAAUCCCGGCGGAACAGAUGGUUAUGAUUAUCGAGAAUUUCCCAUCGCAGAUCGAAGCGAUAUCUAGCCGGCUGUCCUUGUGCAACGAAGGGCCAAUCCCUCUGGACCAUGGUGACUUUCUUCAUAGUAACAUCAUGGUGAAUGGGAAUAGCUUCGAUUUAACGGGAAUCAUCGAAUGGGAAGCGCAUGUACAGUUCCCUGAGGGCUCAUCGCGUUCCCCGACCAUUCCUGUCUCCUUCGACUUCCCUCAGAAAUACGACCAAGAUGGGCAGCCCUUUGGUCAGGAGUUACGAGAAAAAUGGCGCGAGCGAAGGGAGUAUAUUGAAAUGGUAAGAUUGGCCGAGCUUAAAGAUAGCCUACUCUCGGCUUGCCUUAGCAGCAAGAGGAGCCAGAAUAUAGCUUAUGUGUAUGGGUCGUAUACUAAUUUUGGAAAGCUGGGCUUUUAUGAUCGGGUUGUAAAAGAGUUAGAGAGCAAGGAAUAA
Penicillium canescens is the source of this 705-nucleotide messenger RNA. RefSeq lists its product as uncharacterized. Lineage: Eukaryota; Fungi; Ascomycota; Eurotiomycetes; Eurotiales; Aspergillaceae. The record is from RefSeq and is a predicted model, not a curated record. The transcript has 3 exons. The coding region runs from base 1 to 705 and encodes 234 amino acids.